Molecule: messenger RNA, 633 nt
Organism: Cooperia oncophora
Lineage: Eukaryota; Metazoa; Nematoda; Chromadorea; Rhabditida; Trichostrongylidae
Source: the annotation of a GenBank genome assembly
AUGUGUCUCGUGGACUGCAGCGCUACAACUUUCCGUGACGGCAGAGAAGAGGAAUGCUUAGUUCUAAGAUUUCACCAAUGCUCACUUACCCCGAAGAGGCCUCAAUCCCCAUUCUACGUGCUCGUUCCAUUGAAUGUGAUCCCUAUAUUUCAGUAUCAACGAGCAGUGAGUCAUUAUGUCACAAAGAACUCCGUGCAAUUCGAUCCUGUUGAUUUCGACAUUAUUGAUCACAGUGGCUACCGUAUCAUGCAAGCGAGCCUCUACCCGGAUAGCAUGAUAUUGAACGAAGGAAAACGAAAAAUCUGUGAUGUUACGCUCGCAAAUGACGACGAUUCGCCUAACUUUAUUGCAAAAAUCGCACAUCCAGUAACGGGUAUGACAGUAUACGAGUUGCGAGAGAUUGGUGGCAUCAUCACAAUACAGGCAAAUACGGACGACGAACUAAAUGGCACCCGAAUCGAAGCCAUUCGGCCAACAUUGCUGAGUAUAUUGUUCACUUGUGGAUGUGCUUUCACACGACAAAAAUGGAAUUUGAUCACUCAUGACGUCAUCACGGCGAUUAUCGAACCGAAGACGUCAUUCUUCGAGGAAAAUUCUGUCAAGGUAGGUACAUAUUUUAUAGGUGCAAUUUAG